AUGAAGAAAACAAUUUGCUCUUUUCUAAUAGCCACUCUGCAUUUAGUAACUUGGGUUUCUGCAGCAAGUAGACCUUUUGCUCCGUAUGAUGGUGGGCAAGACCCAGAACAAAUCUUGCUGUCUCCCCAAGUUGCCUUUGACACAAGACAGGGACUUGUGAGCAUGGAAGAGGAAACUUAUGAAGGGCUGAGCAGAGUUGGGUCAAAACCACCAAACUGUGAGCACAAAUGUGGAGGUUGCAGACCGUGUAUUGCCAUUCAAGUACCCACCAUCAGAACCAAUGACAAUUUGAGUGCCAAGUAUUCAAAUUAUGAGCCUGAAGGUUGGAAGUGCAAUUGUGGCACAUCUUUCUCCAACCCAUGA
Ilex paraguariensis (yerba mate) is the source of this 363-nucleotide messenger RNA. The record is from the annotation of a GenBank genome assembly. Lineage: Eukaryota; Viridiplantae; Streptophyta; Magnoliopsida; Aquifoliales; Aquifoliaceae.